AUGAACAUGAGCGCCGGCCCCCGAAAUCCAUCCGCCAGCAUCGGCCCCGGCGCAUCACAGUCGCACUCCUCGCGCCGCCUCCUCAUAUUCCAAGAAACGCGCAACCCCGCCAACGUCGCCGAACCAGUUUAUCUACCAGUCAACAAACUCGGUCUACCCAUUUGUGGACCAGGUCCUGAAUUGCCGUCUAUUUUGGAACUGCCGUUGCGCGUCUUGAGGGUGUUUACGGAUAUUUUCAAUACGCCGAAGUAUAAGGGAUGGGCUAUCUUUUCGGCUGGACCGUACUAUGAUACCGCUGAAGAAGGCAAAUUCUACGCCGUCGUCCUCGAACAGACUUCUAGUGUUUCUUCUGGAGCGCCGGAGGUGAAUAUGGGGACGCCUUAG
Penicillium brevicompactum is the source of this 384-nucleotide messenger RNA. RefSeq lists its product as uncharacterized. NCBI's taxonomy places the organism in Eukaryota, Fungi, Ascomycota, Eurotiomycetes, Eurotiales, Aspergillaceae. The record is from RefSeq and is a predicted model, not a curated record. The coding region runs from base 1 to 384 and encodes 127 amino acids. The transcript has 2 exons.